Molecule: messenger RNA, 1269 nt
Organism: Aspergillus sclerotioniger CBS 115572
Lineage: Eukaryota; Fungi; Ascomycota; Eurotiomycetes; Eurotiales; Aspergillaceae
Product: putative zinc metallopeptidase
Exons: 2
Coding region: 1-1269 (422 amino acids)
Molecular function (GO): hydrolase activity
Source: RefSeq, a predicted model, not a curated record
AUGCACAUGAAACUUACAAAUAAUCUGGGGGCCAUACUCGAGGAAUCCCGUCCCAAUUUGACGCCAUUCGAGUCCCUCUAUCGCCACAUACAUAGCAACCCCGAGUUAUCCUUCUGCGAAGAAGAAACCUCGACCAUUGCUGCAGAGCAUCUGGGGGAACUAGGAUUCGAAGUGCAUACACACAUCGGUGGCUAUGGCGUUGCAGGCGUUCUUCGAAAUGGGGAUGGGCCCACAGUUCUGCUUCGAGCAGACAUGGAUGCACUCCCAGUAGAGGAGAAGACAGGCCUCCCCUACGCAAGCACCAAGACCGCAAAGAGCAAGGACGGAGUUGAAAUGCCUGUCAUGCACGCCUGCGGCCACGACACUCAUGUUGUCAGCUUGAUGGCCAGUGCUUCUCUCCUUCUCAAGGCCCGAGAGCAUUGGUCCGGUACCCUGAUCUGCAUCUUCCAACCAGCAGAGGAAUUGGUAUCGGGAGCGCGAGCCAUGCUGGACGAUGGUCUCUACGACAAGAUUCCACACCCGGACGUGGUGCUGACACAGCAUGUUAUGCCCAUGAAAGCAGGCACGGUCGGUAUCGUCUCUGGCCGGCUAUUGACGGCUGCAGAUUCGUUCAAUGUGCGUAUCUUCGGAAAGGGUGGCCAUGGGUCGUCACCUGAAGUCUGUAUUGACCCUGUUGUUACGGGUGCCUCGAUCAUCAUGAAGCUGCAGACCAUUGUGGGCCGCCAGGUGCCUCCGGGCAAGCUGGCUGUGGUGACAUGUGGCUAUAUCCAAGCUGGCCACGCAGGGAAUGUCAUUCCGGACACUCUGGAUCUUAAGCUGGACGUGAGGACGUGCGAAGACUCGAUUCGUGAGCGUGUGGUGAGUUCAGUCAAACAGAUCAUCCGCGCCGAGUGCGAGUCGGCUGGCUGUGAGAAGGAACCGCGAAUCGACCAUGUCUCCUCUACACCAGCCACCAUAAACGACGAUGCUACCGUGCAAGCUCUGAGGAGAACCUUCGGCGCUUACUUCGAAGACCGUCUCGUUGAGACAGAUCCUGGGAAUGCAAGCGAGGACUUUUCUUUACUGGCUCGAGCCGUGAACGCGCCGUACGUGAUGUGGACAUAUGGCGGCGUUGAUCCCCAGAAUUGGGACGACGCAGUCAAGAAUGGCACAGUGAAGGACCUCCCCAGUAACCACUCGCCAUACUUUGCGCCAGUGAUCGAGCCCACGCUGCAAACAGCCGUGGAUGCGAUAUCUCUCGGGGCGUUGACUUUCCUGAAGCAGAAAUGA